UUGGGUUGUUGUUUGUCUUUUCGUUUCAAUGUUUCAUUCUAUGUCAUUCCGUUGAAGACUCUUUGGUUGGUUGCACGUUCAGAUUAAUUCCAUAUAGAACACCGACAAUUCAGAUGAUUAUUUUACUAAUGUUGAUGAAAUUAAAAUUACAAUCCAAGCAAUAAUUUAUAACUUUCAAGCUAGAUUGUGACGAUUGUGUUAGUGCUAACUCAUAACUUGUUAGGCAUACACGGUCUGAUUUCUGAAGAAGAAAUUCUCUAAUUUUUUCUAGGCGUACCCCUAGACCACCUAUUAUAGGUUCUAAGGAAUUAUCGGAACUAUUAUCUACUUAAGAUAUUGCUUGUGUCGCUUAGGCCUAUCUAUGGAAUAUUUGUAAGAAGAAAGGAAAAUGAGUUGUGCCAGUGAAUAUUGAAUCGUCGAAGUUAAAAACAACAAACAUGGCUCCUGUACCUCUCGAAGGACAUCAAACGCCAGUUGGCAACAAUGUCCCCCAAGAAGGAGCUAGGGGAGGCUCUAUAUCUCUUGGAGUUCUCAUAGACUUCAUCGUUCAAAGGACCUAUCACGAGCUGACAGUUCUUGCUGAAUUGUUACCUCGCAAGACGGAUAUUGAGAGAAAGAUAGAAAUUUACACAUUCUCUGCUCGAACUAGACAGUUGUUUGUCAGACUGCUAGCUCUUGUAAAAUGGGCCAACAGCGCUUCAAAGGUCGACAAAUCUGCUCACAUCAUGGCGUUCCUAGACAAACAGUCCAUGCUGUUUGUGGACACGGCCGAUCAGCUGGCCCGUAUGGCUCGGGACACGUUGGUCCAGGCCAGACUACCCAACUUCCACAUCCCUGCGGCAGUCGAGGUUCUCACCACUGGGACCUUCUCACGACUACCCUUGUGCAUAAGGGAGAGGAUCGUGCCACCUGAUCCUAUCACUCCUGGAGAACGCAGAGCCACUCUCAACAGACUGAACCAGGUUAUCCAACAUAGGCUGGUCACAGGCAACCUACAACCUCAGAUGAGGAAUCUUAAGAUUGACUCUGGGCGGGUGACGUUCCACGUAGAGCAUGAGUUUGAAGUCUCUCUCACUUUGAUGGGGGAAGGACCCAACAUUCCCUGGAGACUGCUGGACAUUGACAUUCUUGUGGAGGAUAAGGAGACAGGAGAUGGAAAGGCCCUGGUCCACCCUAUGCAAGUACAGUACGUUCACCAAGUUGUACAAGCUAGACUGGUGGACAACCCCAACUUCCUCACCGAGGUGUACAACUGUCUUCACUUCUUCUGUCAGUCUCUGCAGCUGGAGGUAUUGUACUCCCAGACUCUGAGGUUAUGCAGAGACCGACUGGACGGCCACAUUCAUGUAGAUGAAUACUCUCCUGGAAAAUGUCUGUCCAUAUCAUACUGGCGUGAGUUGACCUCCAAGGACCCUAGAUCAGAGCUGGGCUACAGACUGACUGUGAUGGUAGACACGCAUGAUCCUGCUCGGCCACUCUCUGUGGUCCACGUGCCUACGCUCGGCAACAAAGUGGGGCUCAGCACGGAGGAGACAGAGAUAGCUGAUAGAGCCAUCCGGUCAGAUCUUUUGUCUAUGGAGCGUCUGCUAGUUCAUACCAUUUACGUCCGCACCAAGAGCCGACUCUCUGAUCUCAAGACAGAGCUACAAACCAUGCUUAAGGAUGUGGAGUGUCAACUACAAGGUUCCCCUGCCAUACUGAGUGUACCAGUGCUGCAGCCGUGUUUGAAGGCUGAGAGUCUGCUGAUCACUGUGGACACACACACAGGCAUGUUGCAAUGCCACGUACCUCAGUACGAUCCUCCCAUCAUACCUGAGCUGCAGACUGGACUCAACACCGACCACUCGAGGAUACCUACGCUCAUCAGUGAACUCAGGUACUGGAUGACCCAGCGUAGAUGUGAGAUGACUCUACAACAUCUGCCAGCCACCCCAUAUGAGAGACUGCCUCUACUGUUCCAUCCAGACCAUCCCCUCAACAAACUCUCCCGUCACAGGAUGUUUGUCAAGCUCCACAAACAUCCCAACGUCAUUCUGGUUGUCGAGAUUAAAGAGAAAGAAAGCUUACCUUGUGAAAUGGAAUGCAAUUUCUACUUGGCUGUGGUCAAACAUUCCUCGAUUGAAGAUAGCCCUCAUGAUGAUACCAUUGAGACGGAGAUCCCCAAAAUGUACCUCAGGGUACUCACACUUAUAGAGUUUGAUACGUUUGUGACGACUCACGGGCCUUUCACGUCAGUUGAUGAACAACAGAAUGAGAAGUGUGGGUCGAAGCGCAAACAAGGAGGCCGUAAUGACCCGUCCAGUCGGCGCAGCAAGAGUCCGGCCUACUUCAUACCAGAACUGGCGCAUGUUGUGGCCCUGUGUGAUGAGAGGAUACCCUUUGUCUCUCUGGCGCAAGAGCUGACUCGGAGGGAGAUCUCUCACCAAGGUCUGCAAGUAGAGGCCAAUGCUACCGCGCUGGUGUUGAGGCUGGUACAGCUUCCCCCACCUGCGGGGCUGGCACAGUCUUCCGGGUGGUUCUCUCUACUCAAGCGGCUACUUUCAGUAUCUAUAAGGGUGCAUGGCAAGGUCAAGAGCUGGAUGGCAGAGUUUGUACUUUACGGCAGCCCUCUGGCCACCACACAUCCCAAGGAGCAAGGUAUGCGCCGGCCGGUUUACUUUCAAUAUGAGAUGGGAUCAGCUGACAAUGUUGGCAAGACUGUUGAUGCUCUACUGAACGACUGGACUCAGAUUGCUCAGCUUUACUGCUUGGUGGAUGAGUUGGCCGAGUACUUUAGAAUAGAAAAGUACAACUUGUCCAACAUGGUGACUGUCAAGUCCUACAGUUACAGCAAGCUGGUGCUGGGCUACGGACCUGAGAGAGGAGCUACUGUCACUGUACAGUGGAACAGUCAGUCACAGGCCUUCACAUUGGUCUUUGGUGGCAGCAACAGUUGUGUGAACGCCCACUCUCUUCUGAGGGAACAACUAGAGGCUCAUCUCAACAGACACCGCAACCUCGCUCAGAUAGUACAUCUGCUGCAUGAGACUUACGAGCCCCUCAUAUCCAUCAGCAAACUACCCACCAUACCCCAGCUGGGCGUACACAAUUCCAGGCCGCAGGUGCCAGUGCAGACGUUCACUAUCAUGCCUCAGUCACCCACUCUGAUACGACUCACCUACCAAGGCAUGUACUGUCUGGAGCUGAGACUACGCGGAGGUGGCCUCGUCAGUCUCAGGGAUGCUGCGUACAGCCGCUUUGACCGCACCAACGUUGUCAGUGACUUCUCCCCCACACCUGGCCUCAAGGCAUUCCUGUCCAAGUACGUGGAUGAGAGUGCAGUGUUCCGCAGAAGGUCCCAGUCAGAAGAUGACAACCCACCUUCACCAGUCCCAAUGGACCCGGGUGAGGGGGGUGGCUUUCUGGGGGGACACAGACAACCUCAGUCCCCCAACACUAGGGAGGGAGGGCUGCGCUUCCAUCCCCCUCUCACACCCCCUUCUGGCAGCAACCCGCACACUCCAGCCAGUCCACAUACCACCAAUAUAUCACAGACACAACAGCAUCAGAGCAGUUUUGGGUCGUCGCCGGCUACAUCGUUCAACCUAGCGUCUCCGCCUAACAUCCAGCCGUCACCCUCCAUGUUGCCUCAUCCCUCUCCCGGGUCCGGCCUAACCACCCUCCACUCUCCCUCCAACCCACUCCAUGUUCCCUCCCCCAUGCCUAUCUCCUCCCCUGGCCCUGCCAUCAGUGCCGUGGGACACUCACCUGCCGGCUCCUUCAUGGGACAGGCUGGUCACACAGAUGGCAGCCCGUUCCCAUCAUCACAGUCGCCUGCUGCCUCUAACUGGCCUGGUAGCCCUGGUAUGCCUCGCCCCUCCCCAGCACGCCCCUCGCCCCAUCCUGCCUUGCACAGCCCUGAUCACAAAUCUGGAGUGUCGGCAGGUGCAGGUGCCAGAGUGUUGCCUCAGAGGUCGUGGGCUGGUGCUGUGCCUACACUGUUGACCCAUGAGGCUCUAGACCUCCUGUGUACACCCUCGCCUCACCCAGGUGGACUACACAGUCCAGAGCUGGCACCACUGGAGCGCUUCCUCGGAUGUGUCUACAUGCGACGUCAGUUGCAGAGGUUCAUACAGUCUGACGAAUGUCCGCAGUUGUCCCAAGUGACCACUACAGAGCCAGGUGUGGUGCAUUUCAAGGUAGACACUCUACAGUGUAGAGUGGGCCUCAACACACAACAUCUGCAAUCUCUGCACAUCAAGAUCACCACAGCACCGGAACACAAGGACUCCUGGUCACAGGAGGAGCUGCAAAUACUGGAGAAGUUUUUUGACAUGAGAGCGAGUGCGCCACCAUACAAGCCCAACGCUCUUUGUUGCUUUGGACGAAUGCUCAGCGUGCAGUUCAACGUUCUCAAGGACUUUGUGCAGAUCAUGAAACUUGAACUGGUUCCUGGGCUGGCCCAACAGCAGGGACUCAAGUGGGGAGUCCAGUGGUGCCUAAGGAUCCCUCCCUCCGCUCCCCCUAUAGUUCCUGCAGGACAGGCUGGUGUACUCGUCUGCCGAACUAAAUUCCUCCUGUUUCUGCAGAUAACCAGACUGGGCUACAUGGACCCGCCAACGCUAGUUCUGCCUCUGGUGUACGACACCAGCACUAACCUGACCCAGCUGGCAGAGAAGAGAGACCCGGGCCCCGCGGCAGGUCUAGCGGCAGCCAACGCUCAACUCAAGCGGUUUGUCGAGUGUACAGCGGCCAUGCGCGAGUGCUCGCUGUUCCCUGCUGUUCAAGAUUUACUGGCCAACCUAGUGCUUCCCUCGGAACCACCUCAGGUGGUUUCUUCGCCCGUGGGCCCCAGUCCUGGAGUGAUGGGCCCCCAGGGUCAGAUGAUGGGGGCCCCAGGCCCUGCAUAUCCCACCAGCAUGCAGUCUGUCCCCAUGGGCAUGCAACAUCCCAUGAUGGGGCCUCAAUGAUAUCCCCCUCUCUCUUUAUCCCACGGCAUGUUGGGAUAGGAGUCUCGGUCUGUGAUGCUACAUGUUAAAGACUGUACGAGCCACUUUUACAGUGAACUCAGCCGCAAGUUUGUAAACAAAACUAUUUUCUGUGUAGGCCUAUAGUUAUGUGGAUAUCAUCACACCAGCACAAGACACAUUUUAAUUGUGAUUUCACAGUGACGAAUCUCAGACAUAUAAUGACAACAAAAAUACUGAAGGAGUGUCAAUUUAUCACACAACCUUUUUGAUAGCUUUUCAAAAGGUAAAGCUGAAGAGGAGAGUGAAUGUACAUUUCAAUUUUUAAGUGUUACAUACUGUAAUAGUAUUCUACCCGUUGUAAUAUUUAAUGUUUUUAAUGUAUGUAUUAAAUAGAAUUAUAAUGUAUCAUACAACUAAUGGCUCAACACUCAAUACUAAAAUACUACAUCAUAUUAAAAUAAUGAACAUUAGAUUAGAUCUAACUGUUGUAGAUGUUCUAAAAAGAGAAAAAUAUUGUAAAUAAUUAAACAUAUAAGUGUUGUUUCAAGUGUAUGUUCAAAGACUUUCAUGAUUUAUUUAUUUAUAGUUUUCAAACAGAUUGUCAAACUAUGGUUGUGUUAUAAUUUGGUAGAGUUAGGUAAAUUAUGUAAGUUAACUUUAAGUGGAAAUAAAUGGUAUUAACUGUUA
Molecule: messenger RNA, 5636 nt
Organism: Macrosteles quadrilineatus (aster leafhopper)
Lineage: Eukaryota; Metazoa; Arthropoda; Insecta; Hemiptera; Cicadellidae
Product: mediator of RNA polymerase II transcription subunit 14-like
Exons: 29
Coding region: 438-4949 (1503 amino acids)
Biological process (GO): regulation of transcription by RNA polymerase II
Cellular component (GO): core mediator complex; mediator complex
Molecular function (GO): transcription coregulator activity
Source: RefSeq, a predicted model, not a curated record